Molecule: messenger RNA, 1986 nt
Organism: Pistacia vera
Lineage: Eukaryota; Viridiplantae; Streptophyta; Magnoliopsida; Sapindales; Anacardiaceae
Product: putative kinase-like protein TMKL1
Exons: 2
Coding region: 433-1515 (360 amino acids)
Biological process (GO): protein phosphorylation
Molecular function (GO): ATP binding; protein kinase activity
Source: RefSeq, a predicted model, not a curated record
UUCACUUGCACUUUCAUAUACAGAGUUGUGCAGAGCAAUGGAGUCAAAUUACAUAAAAAUAUCACAUGGCUUAUGUCUAGAUCUGUCUUACUAGAUUCUGUAUUUGCUCUUUUCUUUCUUUUCCAUUUCAUUCCACCUGCAAAUUACAUCUCUCUCUCUCAUCUUCUUCCUUGAUCUAAAGUCUAUUCAUCUUUUUCUUUCUCAAAAAUUAAAAGCAUUGGGUUCCCCGCCCUUCUACAAAGUUCAUAUCUAUCUUCAUCUUCUUGUCUUCUCUUCCCUCCCCUGCUUCUCUUUCCUCCUCUACUGUACCAUUUUCCAUGAAACUCAACUAAACACUCUCUACUUCCAUUAAAGCUUUCUCUUUUCUGUCUUUUUGCGUUCUACCCAGACCUUCUUUCUUUCUUUUCUUUGUCCUCUCACCAGUCUCAUGAAAUGAGAAACACCCACAUGCUGAAACUAGUCCUUGGACUAACAUCAGCAACAGUUUUUAUCAUUUUCGUAGUCAUAGUUUUCUUUUUCCGCAAAAGAGCCGCAAAAGAUGAGCAAGAUGACUUGGAAGCGAACAAUAAGCACACAAAUGGAGAGACAGACAUUGAAAGAGAGGAUCUUGUUACGUUCCAGGGAGGUGAAGAUCUUACAAUCUGUGACAUUCUUGAUGCGCCUGGAGAAGUCAUAGGUAAAUCAAAUUGUGGAACUUUGUACAAGGCUUUGUUGCCGAGGAGUGGCUCGGUGAGGUUGCUCAGGUUCCUGAGGCCUGUGUGUGCUACUAGGGAUAAGGAGUUUGGUGAUUUGAUUGAGUUGUUGGGGUGCAUUAGACACUCCAAUUUGGUGCCUCUUUUGGGAUUUUAUGCAGGGCCGAGAGGUGAGAAGCUUCUUGUUCAUCCAUUUUAUAAGCAUGGGAAUCUAGCUGAGUUUAUUAGAGGUGGAAAUGGUGAGUCUCACAGAUGGACCAUCAUUUAUGGGAUCUCCAUUGGUAUAGCUAGAGGAUUGGAUUAUCUCCACACAGGAUUGCUUAAGCCUGUAAUUCAUGGAAACCUUAAGUCGAGGAAUAUAUUAUUGGAUCGGAAUUACCAGCCCUACAUCUCUGAUUUUGGCUUACAUCUUCUGUUGAAUCCUACUGCUGGACAAGAAUUGCUUGAAGCUUCAGCUUCUCAGGGGUAUAAAGCUCCUGAACUUAUCAAAAUGAAGGAUGCAAGUGAAGAGACUGAUAUAUACUGUUAUGGGGUAAUUUUGCUUGAACUGCUUUCGGGAAAGGAACCAAUCAAUGAGAAUCCAACUCCUGAUGAGGACUUUUAUCUGCCAAAUUUUAUGCGAAAUGCGCUUCUUGAUCAUAGAAUCUCAGAUUUGUAUCACCCGGACUUGCUUCUAAGCAAAAACAAUAGUCAUGAAAACCCAGUUACUGAAGAACGCAUUCUCAAAUUCUUUCAGCUUGCCAUGUCUUGUUGUUCUCCUUCUCCUUCUCUUAGACCAAACACUAAACAAGCCCUACGGAAGCUUGAAGAAAUUGGAAAAUAGGAACUUUGGCAUUUUGCUGAAGUUGAACUUGAUCUUGGUGGUAGGCCACUGUAAGGUUCAUUUCAGGCUGAUUUAUCUAUAUUUAAAAUUUUCUAACAUCAACAUGUUUGAUAGUGUGACAAUAGUGAUGACAAUGACAUAUGUGAGGAGCACAUAAAAAUUGUAUUUUAUUAAAGCAAAAAGUUGAAAUUUUUUUGGCUGUGGGACAAAGAUUGUCGAAUUGGUGAUGUGGACAUUGGUGGAGAAAGUUGAUUGCUGGGUGUUCUUUUGUGGCAUAGGUUGCACAUUUUAGCCAUAUAUCCAACAAGCUUAGCGGAGUUAGUGAUUGGAUUUGUUGGAUAUCAAUAUCAGCAGCACAAGAUAAUGGAUCUAUUCCGGUCCCAGCUUGAGCAUGCGGAGGCACAUAAAUUUGUGAGAAAGAGCCAAUUUUUCAGCAGGAAAAGUGUAUUUUUCUUCUUGGACCUCAGCAUC